AUGGGGAUGAGCUUGAAAACCGUGCGUGGUUUCCGUCCAAUACUUCGACUUUUCGAUCCAUCUACGUUUACUGCUUAUUUUCUGGGAGGACCAUCAUCGAAAACAACCGUAUUGCCAGUCAACGGAAUAGAUAUUCAGCCUGUAUACUUACCACACCCACCACAACCAUCUAUGGGCAUAACGGGUGUGAAUGGUUUUGAUCAUUGGAAAAUUGAACGAGUAAUAGCCGUAGCUAUGCUCGCUAUGAUUCCCGGUUCAUUUGUAUAUGAUUCCGUGUUUAUGAAUUACCUUUUGGCUGCUUCGCUUGCCAUACAUGCACAUUGGGGAAUGGACAGUGUUCUAAUUGACUAUUGCCCAAGAAAAGCAUUGCCUCUAGCCAAUGUUAUUCGUUAUCUACUUACAGUCUUGUCUUUUCUUGGUCUUUGUUAUUUUAAUUAUAACGAUAUGGGUAUAACAAGAGCACUGAAAGCACUUUGGACUAUAAUCUAUUAA
This is a messenger RNA of Adineta ricciae, 492 nucleotides long. Lineage: Eukaryota; Metazoa; Rotifera; Eurotatoria; Adinetida; Adinetidae. The record is from the annotation of a GenBank genome assembly.